UGAUGCCUUUAGCCUUCCUUAAUGCUCCUCUGUUGCAUACCGGUUAUUUCGUGCGGCAGUGUAGAGCGUAGUGACAAAACUGGGUAAUUCUGUCUGUGGUCAAAUGCUAUUGCUCAGCUGAGACAAAAAAUAUAGCCAAAAGCCGAAGUACAUUGAGGCAGCCCAGCAGUUGGCUAUGCUCUAUGGUUAUUAUUGCCUGUAGGUGUUCAGCAUCAGGCCACAACUUCUCGGACUCAGUCUCACUGCUGCGUUCGAUACAAUCAGGUGUGCAUUCCCAUCAGCUCGCGUUUCAGUUGCCUUCUGCAUUUGGUCGCUUAGUUACACGUUCUCUCGAAAACGCGCGUGCUAAGCCUACUUGGGUCUGUUGGCGUAAGGCUGCAGUUUAAAUCUUGUGUGCUGCCAUCAUCAUUUUGUGAGUGCUAGUGCUGGACUGUGGACCGCAUCAAGGAGAGUAGUAACUACUAACGGUCUCGAUUGCUGGUGAUUAUUGACAAAGUCAAACAGUUUUCAAAAUAUUUUCUAUAAGUGAUUGCAAAACGUGGUGAAGAGCGGCAAUCUUGUGAAUCGGUACACAUGAACCGUUGGUGUUGUAUAGAUCAUUGUGAAGAAAAGUGUCUGUCAUAAAGCACAUUAUUUUUAGAAACAAGUUCAACGUGAUAUAGGUACUUCAUCGUGAGAUCAAUUGCAUAAUAAUUGUUCAAUUUAUAAGAAAUUGUGUUAAUGGUGUGAAACUGAGAUACUGCAAAAGUGAGAAAACUUAUUUGUCAAUCCAGCUUUAGUUUCUGUGACUUGAUUAGAUACCUUUUAGACAGGCACACAUACUGAAAAUUUGAAGAGCUAGUGUUGGUUGCACAGCAUUUUGGAUACACCUAUUUAGCACCUUGGCUUACACCAUCACCGUUGUCACCGUUUGGGAAUUCAAGCUACACAGCAUUUUCGAUUCCUUCUGUGAACUGCACACGGCAACAGACUUCAUCAACGAGAAUCAUCAAACACGAGAGCAACGUUCGACCAGCAUAGAUAAAAAUAAAAAGCAUUCAACAUGCUGAUUAUUAACUAUUAACCACGUAUAAAAGGACAAUAUUCGGACCACCGAACGCGUUCAUCUCGCAAAACAUAUUAUCAUCCUCUGCGGUAUCAACACAACAGUUGCAAAAUGACUGCAGUCGAAGUGCACUCGGGCUACAAAUAUUAUGGGAAGGCCAAGGAUCCCAACAAAAAGAUAGUGUUGAACCAUCUGAACAUGAGUGUGACUAGAGGAUCGAUAUAUGGAUUGCUAGGAGCUUCAGGAUGCGGAAAAACAACACUACUUUCAUGCAUAGUGGGGCGAAAAUUUUUGAACAGUGGCGAAAUUAGUGUGCUGGGAGGCACACCUGGAACACCCGGAUCUGGAGUACCGGGGCCAAGAAUUGGAUAUAUGCCACAAGACAUUGCCCUUGUAGAAGAGUUUUCCAUCAAAGAAACGAUUUAUUACUUCGGACGAAUAUAUGGCAUGUCGACGGAGAAAAUACGAGAGCGAUAUAAAUUACUCAAAGAGCUACUAGAGCUGCCAUGCGAUGAUCGACACGUCGGAAAUUGCAGCGGAGGUCAACAGAGACGAGUUUCUUUCGCAGCUGCCAUGGUCCAUGAACCAGAACUGUUGAUCUUGGAUGAACCGACCGUUGGUCUUGACCCGUUGCUACGGGAGCGAAUAUGGCACUAUUUAGUCGAUACGACAAGUACAAGCAAAUUGGCUGUGAUUAUUACUACGCACUAUAUCGAGGAAGCAAGACAGGCUUCUUGUAUUGGCUUGAUGCGGAAUGGCAUUCUGCUGGCAGAAGAUACUCCCAUCAAUAUUAUGGAGCGUUUCAAUUGUACAAAUCUGGAAGAUGCCUUCCUUACACUUUGCCAAAAACACGGUCCCUCCGAGGAGGCUGACCGAACUACACAUGAGUCACAUACCAUACGUAGCAUAAAAUCUAUAGAUACAAUAGAGGACGUUGGAUCCGAUAUCAAGAAGUCUAUCCCGCCACUGUCGUCACCAACUAAUGAAAAGAAAGAAAUCAGUAAAAGCCUGUACGAAGAAAGUGGAAAACCGAUUACGAAAACCAUAAAAGAAGUUUUGAGCUUUACGACGAAACGAAGAAUGAACGCAUUGCUAUCGAAAAAUUUCCUCCAAAUGAUCCGGCAACCUGCUGGAAUGGUAUUUCUGUUCCUUUACCCCAUAUUUCAGUUGGUAAGUUUUUACAUAGCAAUAGGUGGAGAUCCGAAGGACCUUCGGUUAGGCGUCGUGAACGACGAGGUGAACAAUAUACAGGAAUGCUUCAACAGGUCGCUUAUCACUACAUUCUAUCACGAUGAGUAUGACUGCGAUUUGCACAAAAUCUCCUGUCGGUUUCUGGACCAGCUGAAUCGGAGCGUUGCGAUACAGGAACAUUACAAGUCGUUUGACGAUGCUUACAAAGCAGCCAAAACGGGGAAAAUAUGGGGAUUCAUUUAUUUUUCGGACAACUUUACCGAAUCGCUCCAAGACGUGAGGGAUAACGUGCGGGAUGCCAACGAAGGAUCCUUCCAUACAUCGGAAAUAAAGGUCUAUUUGGACAAGUCGGACCAGCAGGUGACAUUCUUUCUCGAGAAAAAGCUCAUAGAAACGUACAAGGAAUUCGCUGAAGGAGUAAUGUCGGACUGCCACCUACCGAAGCAGUUAGCAAACAUCCCAAUAACAUUUGAGGACCCUAUUUAUGGAUCAUUCAAGGAUGAAUUUACUGACUUUAUGGCUCCAGGAGUUGUCAUGACAAUGAUCUUCUUUCUGGCUACGCUCAUCACGGCAACGAUAUUUAUCACCGACCGGCUCGAAGGUGUCUGGGAUAGAACGUUAGUUGCAGGUAUCACGGCUCUCGAGUUGUUGUUGGCGCAUAUAAUUACGCAAACGUCGAUUAUGCUGUUGCAGUGUGUGGAAAUCAUUCUCCUCGCAACGUUCAUAUUUGACGCACAGAACCAAGGAAGCAACAUCACUGUGGUCGGGCUUCUGAUGCUGCUAGGCUUCGCUGGAAUGCUAUAUGGGUUGCUAAUAUCCAUAUUUUGCGAUGCACAUUCUACGGCGAACUUCAUGGCAACCGGAAGUUUCUAUCCCAUGAUUAUUAUGUGCGGAAUUUUGUGGCCACUGGAAGGUAUGCCCCAAUAUCUACAGUACUUGGCGUACUGCUUCCCCUUUACGGUGCCUUCAAUGGCGGUGCGAAACGUGCUUUCCAAAGGAUGGAGUAUCACAAACUCUCAAGUCUACAUGGGUUACGGUGCGGUUGGUGUCUGGAUAAUUAGCCUUUUGCUACUAUGUUUAAUCGGUCUGAAGAUAAAGAAAUAGUAACAUCUUUAAAAGUUGUCCGCUCAAUGAAUAGCAGAUUAGUUUAAUUUCUGUAUUGGUAAGCUCUGUAUAUAUGAAUUAUUAGCUGUUAUCCGAUUGGUUGUUCAAUCGAGAGAAGCUACGAAACGGAUGAUUAGAUUCGCUUACCAGAAAAUUUUAUGAAGCUCAAUUAGGCUUAGAGUGGUUUUAGUGCGCUAAAUAAGAAAUCCAAAAGUACCACAACCUUUUCCCAUCUCUCUGAAGUUUGGUGUAGCAAGGCAAUUUCUGCUGUCGCCUUUGUGAUAGCAUCUACGUAAGGUAUACCCGAAAGUCUGUUAUUUAUAAUUCCAAAAUUGUCUAGAUAUUAUUUUACAAUAAAGCAUGAAUGUGAAAACUGGCUUUGUAAUGAGACGAGAGUAAUUUAUUUUGUGUCAUUCAUUUCUUACCAACAGAGCAGCUAAACACAUAAUGAAGGUAAACAAUAAUAUCAGUAGAAUAAGUAGCAUAGAAACCUGUGUAAUUAUGGCACAAAGCGAUGUCAUGACAUCUUUGACAUACUACUUGUGGUCAUUAAAUUGCAUUCAAGAAAAUAUAUGCAAGGGAUUAUAUGGGAAAGAUUUUUAAAUAAAUAUCACCUGGUCAACAAAAACAAAAAAGAACUAACAUCAUUUUCACUAGAAUGCCCGAUUGUUUGUGUAAAAUAAAUGUUGUUUUUUU
This is a messenger RNA of Aedes albopictus (Asian tiger mosquito), 4036 nucleotides long. Its product is annotated as ABC transporter G family member 20. Bases 1157 to 3340 code for a protein of 727 amino acids. NCBI's taxonomy places the organism in Eukaryota, Metazoa, Arthropoda, Insecta, Diptera, Culicidae. Gene Ontology annotation, cellular component: membrane. The record is from RefSeq and is a predicted model, not a curated record. The transcript is spliced from 12 exons. Gene Ontology annotation, molecular function: ATP binding; ATP hydrolysis activity; ABC-type transporter activity.